AAGUGCCCAAAGAUUUACUGUAAAUUUUUAGGUUUCGAAUUUGAUGUCCGUGUUGAAAAUUGAUUUUAAAGCGGCCAUGGGGAUUUCCGUGGGGAUUUUCGUUGCAGGUUGUGCUUUCCGUAUAGGAUUUGAAGUGAGGCUUUAUUUUGUUUGCCCAAAGUAGAUUCAACAAAAGCCUUCAUGAGCAAACCUGCAAAACCCUAUAAAACCAAAAAACGCAACUCUUUUCUCUCUAAAAUUACUGGUUUUCGUUGAACCAGUUGCUGCUUGUACCCCUCGUGGUCCCUUUUGGCUUCUGAAACCCUAAUCCCAAUUAACACAUGUUGUUAGUUUUAGUUCUCUUUCUCUUUCAGAAAUCCUGAAGCUGCAAUGGCGAAACGAGAGCUCUCUAGUACUUUGAAGAACUUGAAGUUUAUGCAACGAGCAAUUCAGAAAGAGGAGCAGACUAAGAAAGAAGAAGAUGUGAAAGUAGAGGAACAUUCCGUUAGGUCGACUGCUCAAAGCAGAAAAUGCAUAGUGAUAAUGGAAGGCGAUCCACACCCUGGAGCAUUGAAAGGUCGGAUGUCAUUCCAGAGCUUCAAUCCGUCUGUCGAUAAAAUAAAUGAAGAAGCAGAGUGUGCUCGCCAGCCCCAGGUGUCUACAGAAAACCCACCUAAUAAUAGUGGGUUGAAUUCUAACAGAGAUAUGGGGGAAUCACAGUCAAAACAUGAGGAUUCAUCUGCUGCCAAAGUGGGUAUCAAUCAUGAUCCUCAGCGAAAGAAGCACAAAAUAGAAGUGAGUGCAGAAAAUUCGCACCAGUCAUCCAAGAAGAAUCGUGUAGUUAAAGAUAAUGGGGAUUCUUCAAUGAACAACAGGAAAGAUCCUAACCAACAAAAAAAUGGAAGGCUGGAUUGGAGGGUUUUAAGGCCCCCAACUGGUUAAUAAUUGCUUUCACAAACAGCUAUCAUUUCAGAGGAAAUGGGUUAUCGCCAGAGUGUCGCGAACACUGGUUUUGAGCACAACUGGUUUGAGCCUUUGAUAUUUUCUCAUGGGAGGUGUGCAGGUGAGUACAUGAGAUUUUUGUUUACUUUCCUUCAUUCUCUCUCUCUCUCUAAAUUUCAUCAUGUAAGGUAUAUAGUUGCUUUCAUUUGUUUGCUAGAAUGUAACAUAUCAUCAACAGGUUAUUUUUUCGUCCUUUUCUCCUUAACAAAUUUAUUUAUAUUGUGCUCUUAUUUUCAGUUUCAGCAUGUAGACUCUCUUCGUCUUUUUUUCAUCUCAGUUGAUGAGAAACAUGUUGUAGCUUGUUUGACCCAAAGGAACUCUUUUUCAGUUGUUGGAGCAAUGUUGCUUUUGAGUGCUUUUAUCUGCUGGAUUGAUCACC
Molecule: messenger RNA, 1360 nt
Organism: Amborella trichopoda
Lineage: Eukaryota; Viridiplantae; Streptophyta; Magnoliopsida; Amborellales; Amborellaceae
Product: scarecrow-like transcription factor 11 (SCL11)
Biological process (GO): maturation of 5.8S rRNA
Source: RefSeq, a predicted model, not a curated record